Leptopilina heterotoma is the source of this 582-nucleotide messenger RNA. RefSeq lists its product as uncharacterized. The transcript is spliced from 5 exons. The record is from RefSeq and is a predicted model, not a curated record. Lineage: Eukaryota; Metazoa; Arthropoda; Insecta; Hymenoptera; Figitidae. Bases 229 to 582 code for a protein of 117 amino acids.
CGCUGCUUGAGCAUAGUAUCUGAACUGAUCUGAACUAUGAAUGACACCAACUGAAUAAAAUUAAGAAAGGGCACUGACAGGCAUUUUACACGGCCGGUGUUUGUCACAAUCAAUGCUACCGCUUCAAAACUUGGAAGAGGACAAAGAGGUUUAAAACCUCGGCAUCGAUGUACACCGUCUGAAAAUGAACUUCAAAUAUUUUUACAUAAGCAAAAUAAGCGCCAAAGAAUGGAAGAGAAUUUAAAAAUUAAUGUGGAUGCAAAUGUUGUGAACAUCGGUAAUGGAGAUAAUGACGACGAUGAUACAUCAAACCCUGGAUUGUCGAAAACACAGGAAAUUGUGGAUGAUGAACAAGAGGAUCCAUUAAACGUUGUUAGUGUAGAGGCUGCGAAAACACAACAAAAGAUCAAUGAGAAGACCAUGCAAGCAAGAGCUUUUAAAAAAAUAGUAAAGAAGGCAAAGACAAAUUUUAAUGUUGAAAUGGAUAUCAGACAACUGGGCGAUACAUCUAGUCGGGUAAAUAUUUUCGAUAUACAUUUCACAUUAUAUAGCAUUAUAUCUAUCUAUUGUCAACGGUUUUAA